AUGUAUUUUUACCGAGUCGAUAGAUCACCAAUUUCAAAUGAUUUGCAAACUCAUCCGAGCGGACCGAACUUCGGUCCCACCGGCGGAUCAGACUCCGGUCACCGAAGUCUCCAAGAAUUUCCAGAAAGCUCUCGCGCAGCAGAUGCCAAAAACACACAAGUUAUCUUGGACCGUCGCCUCCAUCCCCAAACACCUUUCAGGCCAAAAGAGAAGAACAACUUCACCCGAUUCAUGUUAGAGGAGCAGGUACGCCACGAAGAAGAAACACGAGAAACAGAGUUCUAUGCGUUAGCGUCCAAUCUCCACUCGCGGCUCUUCGGUCGACGUGGUUCGGUCCCGCCGGGUCAGGCCCAGAUGGAUCCACAGGACGCUGCUGCAUCACUCGGCCUGGUCUUGCAUUGGCUCAGCUCGACGAUGGACGAAUUUCAACUCCAAGAUAUCUUUGCCAUCUCGCCCCGCGCAUAUGCCCAAUCUUGGACCAGAGGCAGGAAGGCUCUCUUGGCCGUCCUCAAACAGCUCCCAGGCGCCAAAAUUUACUGGCCGACUAAGGAAAAAAGCUUACGCGAAUACUGCAUGUCGAUCGAGCGGAAAUAUCCACUCCUCAAGAAAGCCUUCGGAUUUUCAGUUGGCUUCAAUCUACCUGUAUUCGUACUGGGGGAAGAUGACAUGGAGACCUCAUUUUAUAAUCAACGAGCCGAUAAAUACUACUACCGUAACAUCUUGACGUUUGCGCCUGAUGGAACUAUCCUCGGUGGAUGCUACAUGUUACCCGGAGACUGGGACGAUGACAGUAUAGCAGUCGAUUGCUUCCAUAAGAACUUGCUGGAGCGGACUCCGGCUGGAUAUCGACUGAUCAGCGAUGACGGAUUCCCAAACAGCUCGGAGGAACUACAAAGCCGGAUCCUAGCCCCGGUCCAACGACGCAUCCAACUACCCGACCCACCGCGCGUAUCAUGUCGCAUCAGACCGUUCAACAGACAAGUCCGAUCGGCUCAGCAUGUUGCAAAAUGGAGUAAACACGUCAUCCUCGACUUCUUCGAGAGGCUCAGAGAACCGUUGUGCAUCAAUGAACGUGAACUGCAGGCUGAGAUUUGGCAAACUGCGGCUCGUUUGCACCAAUUCCGCUGGCGCCUGGCUCAGACUCGUCGGACCCAGGCUAUCUAUCAAUCGGUUUGGGAUGGAAACUGGCUUCCAGAGGUUGAUCUUGACGAGAGUGCGAUUUGUGAAAUUGAACCACCCUGCCACGCUGAGCCAUCACUGAAUAAAUCUCCGAGUUAA
Molecule: messenger RNA, 1278 nt
Organism: Puccinia triticina
Lineage: Eukaryota; Fungi; Basidiomycota; Pucciniomycetes; Pucciniales; Pucciniaceae
Exons: 4
Coding region: 1-1278 (425 amino acids)
Source: RefSeq, a predicted model, not a curated record